This is a messenger RNA of Symbiodinium necroappetens, 210 nucleotides long. The record is from the annotation of a GenBank genome assembly. NCBI's taxonomy places the organism in Eukaryota, Dinophyceae, Suessiales, Symbiodiniaceae.
AUGCCCUUGCACCUCUUCCAUGAGGAGGCAGACAAGGAGAUGAGAUGGAAGUGGGUGAAAUCUUCUGUGCAGCGCCUCAUUGAUGCCGGCUUCAACGUGUCCUCAAAGCGGGAACGUGAUCCUGCAGGGUGUGGCCAUUGGAUUCAGGAGAUUGAAGGCACGUGGAUCAGAAGCGCUAUGAGGCACAUCAUCUUAAGCGAGGCGCCCUAG